Molecule: messenger RNA, 5695 nt
Organism: Talpa occidentalis (Iberian mole)
Lineage: Eukaryota; Metazoa; Chordata; Mammalia; Eulipotyphla; Talpidae
Gene: BMP3
Product: bone morphogenetic protein 3
Exons: 3
Coding region: 586-2013 (475 amino acids)
Biological process (GO): osteoblast differentiation; SMAD protein signal transduction; BMP signaling pathway
Cellular component (GO): extracellular region
Molecular function (GO): cytokine activity; growth factor activity
Source: RefSeq, a predicted model, not a curated record
CACGCUAGCGCUCUCUCUCUCUCUCUCUCUCUCUCUCUCUCUCUCUCUCACACACACACACACACACACACACACCCUCGGUCCGGCAGUACUAAGGCUGCUCGAUUCCCUGGAAAAGGCGAUCGAGCGCCCUCCGGACCGUUGCGCGCACCCCUGCUGGGGCAGUGCGCCCGACGCAACGCUGGUCUCAGUCCUCAGCGCUGCCACUUCGACCCGCAGUUACCGAAAAUAAAGCGUGGAGGGAGGGUACAGACAGAUCCUGGAAACACCCUGGCCACACACGCCGCGACUUAAGCUCAUUCUCAGCGUGCGAGUGGAGAAGGCGUCUACAGCGCCCUGCGCUGGUGAGGUCCGCGCUGCGCCCCAGGAAGAGCCCACCUGCCAGUCGGUGAUCUGCCAGCGCAAAAAGUCGGGCUAGUGGCUGUCCUGCUCAGGCAGUGUCGGGACUCCGGGAGCUCCUCUCCCCAGCAAGUUUGGAGUUCAGCCUUCGACUCUGCCGCUCGCCCCUCGCGUCUUCUUGCAGUCCCCGCGCGACUCGGAGAGCGGACGCGCAACACCCGGACCUCGCCACACCCGGACCUCGCCAUGGCUGGGGCGCACUGGCUGUUCUGUCUGUGGCUGAGCUGCUUCGGCGUGAGUCUGGGGCAGGGCGACAGGCACAAGCAACAUUCCCCAGACCUCCGCAAGGCAGUGCCAGGCGGCCACACGGCAGGUGACGACUCGGACCCCGUGCUGCCACCGCACGAUAAGGUGUCAGAGCACAUGCUAAGGCUCUAUGACAGGUACAGCGGCGGCGGCAAGGCCGAGGCAGCCUGGACCCCAGACUCCUCUGGCCGGGGCUCGCAGCCCCUGCGCCCUAAGACCCUGCGCGAAGGCAAUACAGUUCGCAGUUUUCGAGCGGGAGCAGCAGGAAUUCUGGAAAGUAAGGGACUGCAUAUUUUUAACCUGACUUCUCUAACCAAGUCUGAAAACAUUUUAUCCGCCACACUGUAUUUCUAUAUCGGAGAGCUAAUAAACAUCAGCCUAAGUUGUCCAUUGUCUCGAGGAUGUUUACAUCAUGCUCAGAGGAAACAUUUUCAGAUUGAUCUCUCUGCAUGGAUCCUGAAAUCCAACAGAAACCUAAGUCAACUCCUGGGUCACCUUUCCGUUGAUGUACCUAAACCUCAUCGAGACUUUGUGUCCUGGCUGUCUAAAGACAUCACUCAACUCUUAAGGAAAGCCAAGGAAAAUGAGGAAUUUCUUAUAGGAUUUAACAUUACCACAAAAGGACACCAAUUGCCAAAGAAAAUGUUACACUUUCCUGAGCCUUAUAUCUUGGUGUAUGCCAAUGAUGCUGCCAUUUCUGAGCCAGAGAGUGUUGUAUCAAGCUUACAAAGACACCGGAAUUUCCCCACCGGAGCUGUGCCCAAACUGGACAGCCAUAUCAGGGCUGCCCUUUCUAUUGAACGGAGGAAGAAACGCUCUACAGGGGUCCUGCUGCCUCUGCAGAACAAUGAGCUUCCUGGUGCAGAAUAUCAGUAUAAGGAGGAAGAGGUGUGGGAGGACAGGAAACCUUACAAGACCCUUCAGACUCAGCCCCCUGAGAAGAGUAAGAAUAAAAAGAAACAGAGAAAGGGACCUCACCAGAAGAGCCAAACACUCCAAUUUGAUGAACAGACCCUGAAGAAAGCAAGAAGAAAGCAAUGGAUUGAACCUCGGAAUUGUGCCAGAAGAUACCUGAAGGUGGACUUUGCAGAUAUCGGCUGGAGUGAAUGGAUUAUCUCCCCCAAGUCCUUUGAUGCAUAUUAUUGCUCAGGAGCAUGCCAGUUCCCCAUGCCAAAGUCUUUGAAGCCAUCAAAUCAUGCUACAAUCCAGAGUAUAGUGAGAGCUGUGGGAGUCAUUCCUGGAAUUCCUGAGCCUUGCUGUGUACCAGAAAAGAUGUCCUCGCUCAGUAUCUUAUUCUUUGAUGAAAAUAAGAAUGUGGUACUUAAAGUGUAUCCUAAUAUGACAGUAGAGUCUUGUGCUUGCAGAUAACCUGGCAGAGAACUCAUCUAAUGCUUAACUCAAUCAUUAGUUUAUUUUUAUGGACUUUUUUUUUGCACUGCCAAUGAAUUUCAUUCCGAAAGAUUUUUUAUAGUCAGAAGAGAAUGAUCAAAUAGACUGAUACUUUCCACCAAGGAAAAGUGAACUGUAUUUGUUUCUGAAUGUAACAAAAAAAAAAAAAAAAAAAAACCCAGAUUUUAGUAAAUGUGGAUAUCUAUUUCUUUUUUUAAUUACAUGAGAAAAUGAUCACUUAAACUGUUUUUAUAACUGUUAAAGAACACACUGAUUUAUUUUUGUAAUGGGCUUUGAAAAUAGAUUGGAAAACAACAACUUAUCAUUUAUUUCUUCUCAUAGAGAAGAAUAACUACAUAUUUUGAUGUAGGCUUAUUGUCUUAGAUUUCUGAGUAACUCAACAAGAGCUUAAUAGUCUAACCAACUUUGAUGCUUAUCUUGAACAGUUUUGGGACUUGUUUACCUGUGUUUCUCCUCCACAUUUCAUUGUGUGAAUAGUUGAGUGGAGAGUGUGUGAUGAGCAUGUUAGUGUAGUUGUAUGUGUGCCUGCUCCCUCUGGAGGGAGGUUUGCUUCACAUGGUUUUAUACUUCCACCUACACAGAAUUCUUCAUUUUCUUUUUCUUCUUUGGCAAGCACCAUUCAAUAUUGAAAACUUUACCAAAAAGCAUAAAGUAUCCCAAGAGCAUAUGCAGAGUUAUCAUUUGACCCAGCUGGUAUAUUGGAAAUACAGUUGUUUUCAUUUCUUUAACUCCCAGAAAGGGAACCAGCAAUGCAGUUUUCAAAAACCUGUGUAAUUUCUCCCCUAUGCUCUUUUUCACAGUGCUUUCAUUUGUUAUCUUAAAUUGAAUUCAAGAAUCCUUCCUAAAUUUUUAAUUCUCUUCAUAGACCUUACUUCCUGGGAAGCUUCCAGUAGACACUGAGGAUCAAAAACAAUGGAUUAUUAGAGAUUUCUUCAAAUGACCAAAUUAAUCACAGCCACAUAAUCAAUAUCAUUCUUUAGCCACAUCCAGGUCCAUGCAUUUUUUUUACAUUGAUGAAGAUUUUUGGUUCAACACUGAUAUCGAUCGUUUAGCAAAGCUCACUAAAAAUGAUCCACUGAGAAAGGAAGUCUAAUAUAGAUACUUUGAUUUUUCCCAUUCCCGUUUGUCCUAGUAUCUCCUUCUCAUACUUUGCCCUUGAAAUUGUUUAAAAAAUCUUUCACUCAUUUUAUUUAUGUGUGCGACAGAGAUGUUUUCAGGCUGUGGAUUGUUGAUGUUUUAUCUGUUUUAAUCGUCAUCUCUGCUGAUUAGAAAUUACUAAACCAUUUCAGAGGCUGUGAAGACACGGGAUUUUGUUGUGUCUCUGCUUCUCACUAUUUUUGAUGGGUCAUCAUUUAAUGAUUAUUCACUGAGCAUUUAUUUUGUAAAAGGCAGUAAGUUAACUGUCUUUAGUGUCCUCAUUGGUAAAAUGUAGAGACUAACUCGUUAGGACGGAAGAUCCUUCUGGUAUUGAAAGCUUGGAUUUGUAAAACUAGCUAUUUCAUUCGUAUCCUCCUAGAAUGGAUGAUGGUGAUAGCGCUAAAAACACUGCAAGUAUGUCUGUUCAUAAACCAAAGGCAAAAACAUCCUACACUUCAGUGUUAGUGAGUACAGCAUUUGCUUUAGUGUAAGUAGUAUUUCCAUCUCACUGGAAACCCAUAAAAAGAAGAGAACCAAUUUAAAAAGAAGCUCUUUCACGCUUUGGUAAUACACAAAGUUCGGUGCAUAUUAAUUCAGAGAAUGAGACACACGAGUUGUAAAUAAUGAAUUAAGUUCUGGUGGCUGAGUUCCUAUGGUUUUUGUAGUUCAUUUUUUAUUCUGAUAACAUAAAUUUUAUGAUUCAAAAUGAGGGAGGAAUAAGAGAACUUUUAAAAUAAAAUUUAGAAAGCAAAAUUAUGUAAUAGAAGCAAGUGAGUAUGUGGUCACCAUAACCUGGUCCUGUUGUCUUUCAAUAAAGAAAACUUUUUCAUUGGCAGAUUUGAUAGAAUUCUUAAUUUAGUUUUUUCUAGAGAUAUAUCAUCCUAAACCUCUAGCAAUUCCCAGUAUUACUUCUUAAACUUAUUCUAUCCAGAUGCCUGUUACUAUCUUAUUUUGAUUUGAUGCCUACUUAUUAGAGAUAAAAUCCUUCCAAUGGUCAAAAAUAUCCCCUAAAAAUUUCCAAAUAGAAAUUAAGAUUUUGUUUUCAGUAGCACUGUAAAUGAAAAAUCAUUAUACAAGGAAAGAGCGUAGCUAGUUCCUUAGCAAUCAAACUAGUUUUUGGCUCAUAGUUAUUUCUGGAAGGUCUUGUAUACAUCAUUUCACUAAUGUGUUGAGGACCUAUUAUGGUAUUAGUGAGAAAUAUCUUAUUCCCAAAGAAUAAAAGGCUUACUGUUCACCUAUGGGUGUUACAGUAAGUGAGUUAAUACAUUAAUACAAAUUUAUAUAAAAUAGUCAGAAAAUUGAGUGACUAACAAUUUGCUAGGUAUUAAUGUCUAUAUAAUUACUAUGAAGUGACAGUGGUGAGAACAGAGUAUAAGUGCCAUUUCCUCAGUCAUAUGUCCCUCACCCUCUGCCUCUCAGUCUCCUUCUUCCUCCCCCCUCCACUCUCCCAACCAUCCUCCAUUCCCAUUCCUAAAUGUGAGAACAAAAACACAUAGUCACUUAAAAAAGGAAUUGUUUUUUCAAUAAUCGUUCUCUCGAAUUCAAAUUCAGGGGCUGCUGAUGUCAAUAUAGAAUUUUUGAUGUCAAUAUAGAAUUUUCAAAGUAUUUUAGUGUAAUUUGUGUAAAUAAUAUGCAAUUUACAGGAUUUGGGGUUGAAGAAUUUAAACUGGAAGAUUGGAUUCCCCUUAUCUCUGGCCUACAAUAUUCCAGAUAAUUUUUAUACUCAUCUAGCUAUAGAUUAAAUGAUAAUCAUUUAUUCACUAAGAUCUUUACCUUAAAGUUUCUGUUGACCAUUUAACAUUUUCGUAGACAAUGAUAUGUGUAUAAUGCAAUUAUCAGUAUGUCAUAAACAGUUUUGUAGAAUAACAUAAUUCAAUUUAGUCUUCCUGCCUUCAAUUUUUUCUAUGCUAACAAGUAACUAACAUCUGGAUAUUAACUUCCUGGUUGAAUCAAGGUUAGGUUAGAGAAAUAGCUAGCUAUGCACACCUGAUGUGUAAGAUUAAAUAAGAAAUCUUGGGUUAAGUCUGACUUCUCUGUAUAGCUUCUUUCCCCUUAAGAAUCGUAUUUUAAUGUAGCUCAUAGGUGAUUAAACAGCGCUUCUUUUCUAAAAACCAAGGCUUCCCUUCAGUUUUCCAUACUAGUUUCUGUAAAUGUUUUAGUUAAGGAGUUAAUGCUUGUACAGUUGACAGCAAUUGAAUAUAUAUAUAUAUUAUAUAUGUAUAUGGAAAAACUUUAAAGAUGCUUCUAAUUUAUUUAAUGACUGUUGCCUUCCUAUAAUUGUAAUAAUGUCCAUCCUUAGAUGGUGAGGAAAAAAAUCUUUUUACUAUGGUUAUUACAUGCAAAAUGAAAUUUGGUCUUCAGUUAAAUCCAUAAAUGGGGCAUAUUGCAGCGAAACUGUGAAGGACACUUCACUACUGAUGUACGAGCUUUGCUGAAUUUGUAUCACUUUCCUGCAGUAAUGGAGAGCUUUUCAUUAUACUGUAUGAAAAUAAAAAUUGCUUAA